Molecule: messenger RNA, 1667 nt
Organism: Glycine soja
Lineage: Eukaryota; Viridiplantae; Streptophyta; Magnoliopsida; Fabales; Fabaceae
Product: EID1-like F-box protein 2
Exons: 4
Coding region: 567-1313 (248 amino acids)
Molecular function (GO): protein binding
Source: RefSeq, a predicted model, not a curated record
UUCAAUGAUUGUUCUGAAAUUUAUAAAAAAAAAAAAAAACACAUUUUCUGUCAUAAAUCAUUUCAAUUUAAUCCAAUUCAAUCCUUGCAAUUUUUUUGUCAAUUUAGCUGUUGCAACUGAUACUCUAACAGUGUUUUAUUCUAUGCAUCUCUUUACCAAAUUGCCCCUGCUCAAAGUUGAAAUUCUAUAGUCACUUUUUAAUUUUUUUUUUGUUCUGGGUGUUUUUCUUAUCUGUGUUUUGUUUCAAUUGCGCGAGGUGGGUUUUUCUAGGGUUUGGAGGCUAUGCCGAAAGCGGGUUGAAUAAGCUCAGGAAUGUGAGAUUUUGUGGGUGGUACUUGACAUGGAUUGAGGAAUGAAGCGACUUUGUCAUGUUAUUUGGUUGGCGAUUGUGUUGUUGCUAGGAAAUUUUCGAAAAUGUGUUUCUCAGUUGCCCCAAGUCCUGAUUAGUCUUUCCCCCCAAGUGUUUGGAUAUAUUCUAUGUUGUGGAGUAUCGGUGUUAGUCGAGGCUGGGCACUUCAUGGACGAUUUAAGGGAUCUGGGACAGUUUGAACUCCUAGGUGAAGAAAAUGAUUCUCACAAAGCAGUACCGAUGCAUACACUCAGCUAGCUGUCAAUGUACUAAAGGGCAUUUAAGUGAAGAUGUGAUAUUCUUAGUAUUUCAUAAUUUGAAUUGGAAUCCCAAGCUAAUUGCUACUCUAUCAUGUGUGUGCAAAUGGUUUGAUGAUCUUGCCAAGCGAGUUCUAUGGAAAGAGUUUUGUAGAACAAGAGCUCCGAAAAUGUUGUGUGAUCUGCAAUCUAAUGGGAGCCACAUUGUUGAUGGGAACUGGAGGGCCCUAGGGAAGCUUCUUAUAUACUGUUCAGGAUGCACAAAAGGUGGCUUGUUCAAUAGCAUUCAGAUCCCUGGUCACUUUGUUUAUCAGACACGAUUUUCUAGAACAUCAGGAAAGAGCUUUCUUUUGCCACAAUGCAGAACUGAUGUUUUGUAUGUGUCUGAUCCUUGUGAGCAUCUUGACCAAGGUGAAGAAGGAGAUGUAGGAUUCUUCCGUGGCAUUUUCAAGUCAUUUGCAACCUCAAAGGUCAGGAAGAUGCUUAUUAAUAAAGGUGCCAAGCUCCAUCCAACAGAAGUCUGCCCUUAUUGUAAGGCAAAGUUGUGGAGCAUGCUGCAAGCCAAAAUGAUCCCUCAAAGUGCUAGUUGCAGGUUGGGUUCUUAUGAUGAUUGUAUUGAGUAUUAUGUGUGCCUCAACGGCCACAUGCUUGGGAUAUGUACACUGUUACCAUUGUCUGAUUCAGAAGAGGCAUCUGAAUUGGAGUAAUACCUAAAUGAUUUUCAGGACACUUCCUGUUAUCUUUGGACAGGUUGGCAGUAAAUCUUUACAAGUUGGCUAAACACUGCUGUUAUACUCCAGGCUCAAUUCAACUAAUCAGCACCUAAAAUAUGCCAUUAACUUACCCUCAAGCUUGAUGCUGCAAUCUCACCCAACCCAAGCCACAAUUUCCAAGGAAGGACGGAGAUGAUCAAUUUUUAGUAUGAAUCGUUAUACUGAAGUUUGUUACUGUGAACUAUGUGAUAUCCCAUGUAGAUUGAUACGCGGUGUCUCUACCUGUGACAAAUAUGCGUGUGUAAUAAUUCAUACUUGUUCAAUAUAAUCAGGAUUCAUUCUAUAUCA